AUUUUUAGCCACAUGACCUAAUCAGUAAUAUUGUGCAAAUACCUCCAAAAGGGAAUACCAAACAUCAAAAGCUAAAGAGUAAAAAAAAAAGAUAAAAAUAAUGAGAGAGAUAAUCAGCAUCCAAGUUGGUCAGUGUGGGAACCAAAUUGGUAGUCAGUUUUGGAGAGAUAUUUCACAAGAGCAUGGAAUUGAUUUUAAUGGCUUUUAUCAUGGUACCUCUGAAUUACAGUCCGAAAAAAUCGAUGUGUACUACAGUGAAACAGACAGAGAUAAUUGCUUCGUACCUCGUUCGAUCAUGGUGGACCUAGAACCAGGCCCUUUGGAUGCUAUACGUGGUACUGAUUUAGGCCUUUUUUUUCGUCCAGAUAACUUCAUUUCCGGAAAUAGCGGAGCUGCAAACAACUGGGCAAAAGGCCACUACUCGGAUGGUGCAGAACUCCGUGAUGCCAUUUUUGACGUAAUGAGAAAAGAAGCAGAGAAAAGCGAUUGCCUUCAAGGUUUUCAAAUGUUCCAUUCUCUAGGAGGAGGGACUGGUUCUGGUCUGGGUACUCUCUUAUUGUCUAAGAUACGUGAAGAGUUCUCGGAUAGAAUCAUUAUGGCCAUUAGUGUAGUACCAUCGCCAAAGGUAUCCGCAACUGUCGUGGAGCCGUAUAACACCAUCUUGUCAGUUCAUCAGCUCGUAGAAAACGCAGAUGAAGACCUGAUAGUUGAUAACGAGGCCCUUUACGAUAUUUGCACCAAUAGCCUUAAACUGGCAAAACCCACCUAUCCUGACCUCAACCAUCUGAUAUCCAGAGCAGUAUGUGGAAUGACUGCUAGUUUGAGAUUCCCUGGACAGCUUAACGGUGAUCUUCGUAAACUGGCCGUGAACAUGGUUCCUUUCCCGCGCCUGCACUUCUUUAUCCCUGGAUUUGCACCGCUGACUAGUCGUAGCUCAGAGCAGUACCAGGCCUUCACGGUUGCCGAAUUAGCCAAACAAAUCUUUGAUGCAAAGAACAUGAUGACAGCGUGUGACCCAAGCCAUGGACGAUAUUUGACCGCAGCUGCGAUAUUCCGAGGACGAAUGUCAAUGAAUGAGGUCGAUAAUACAAUGCGGGAUAUUCAGAACAAGAGCUCCUCCAGCUUCGUCGAAUGGAUCCCAAAUAACUUGAAGACAACCGUUUGUAAUGUCGCCCCAAGUAGACUAAAAAUGGCUGCUACGUUUGUUGGUAACAGCACUGCCAUCCAGGAAGUGUUCCGGCGAGUUGGAGAACAAUUCUCUGCCAUGUUCAGACGCAAGGCUUUUAUUCACUGGUACACCGGUGAAGGGAUGGAUGAAAUGGAGUUUUCAGAGGCCGAGUCUGACAUGUUUGAUUUGGUGUCAGAAUAUCAGUACUUCGAACAAGUUGACGUGCUAACAGGAUACGACACAGAUGAAGAAAUUAAUGAAGAUGAGGAAAUCGUCCAAGAUGAUCAGAAGGAAUAAAUAAUUUAGACUCCUUUUUAUAUCAAGCGUGGCCAUGACAGCACCACGUUAUUAAUCAAAGCUUCAAAUGAACUAAUUAAUUUUACCAAUAAUAUAAGUACUGUUCGUAUGCAUGCUUGUAAAAUUAAGAAGCUAGAAUGAUGGUUUGUUGUUUGUAGGUUGUUAGUUUGUUUUAUAAAAGACAAUGACUAAUUUAUAAUUAUAUCUCUGAACGUACAAAGAUGGUGUUUAACAUAACUCCACUUAACUAGCCUGUAAAAAAUAUUGUCUUAAUAAAUAAAAUAACUAGACGUACAA
Actinia tenebrosa (Australian red waratah sea anemone) is the source of this 1762-nucleotide messenger RNA. RefSeq names its product tubulin beta chain. The record is from RefSeq and is a predicted model, not a curated record. Gene Ontology annotation, cellular component: microtubule. Lineage: Eukaryota; Metazoa; Cnidaria; Anthozoa; Actiniaria; Actiniidae. Gene Ontology annotation, biological process: microtubule-based process. Gene Ontology annotation, molecular function: GTP binding; GTPase activity; structural constituent of cytoskeleton.